AUGGCGGGUGUUCCUAAAACGGUACUAGUUGUCCUCUCCAUCUUCCUCGUGGCGUUUCUGUCUGGUGCAGAAGGAGGAAGAGAUUUCUCCACCAAAGGAGGGGAAGUCUACCAUCCCCAAGCUUUCUGGUUUCCACACAUCCCCUGGUGGUGGGCAAGUAUCAACAAAGCUGAAAGCAGGCCUAAAGAUAUAGCAAAAGGAGAAGCCAGAAACAUAGAAGUUCCCCAGGUUGAUGGUACGGCUGGCCACGGAUAUCUUCCUGAAGUUGAUGGUAUGGUAUCAACCGAAGGAGAAGAGGUCUACAACCCCCAAGCUUUCUGGUUUCCACACUUCCACUGGUGGUGGCCGGGUAGCAGCAAAACUGAAAUCAGACCUGAAGAUAAGGGUAAAGGGGAAACCACUAACAUGGAAGUUCCCAAGAUUGGUGGUCUGGCUGGCCAUGGGUAUCCAUGACUAAUUGGUGGUAUGGCUGGCCAUGGAUAUCCAUGAGACCAUGACUAGUGAUCAUGGAACCCUAUGGGUGUUUGGUUAGGGUGCUUAUAUACAUAAAUAACGUUCAUGCCGGCUUGUGACCCUCUAUAGGGGUUGCAGCAGGUUUGCUCCCUUUAUGAACUCUGUCAACCUUGGGUCUAACUACUAUCUACUAUGCAAUAAAACGUAUCCCAGAAAUGUUUGUGUUUA
Molecule: messenger RNA, 681 nt
Organism: Rhododendron vialii
Lineage: Eukaryota; Viridiplantae; Streptophyta; Magnoliopsida; Ericales; Ericaceae
Exons: 2
Coding region: 1-453 (150 amino acids)
Source: RefSeq, a predicted model, not a curated record